AUGGUGACAAAUGUUGCAGAAGUUACCAAUGUUUUUAUUGGUGAUAGUAUAUUGAAGGUAAUGAUUGCUAUUACAUUUUUAAGGCCAGAGGGUAGUGGAAAACUUGUACUUGAUGGUGAUGAACAAUUACAGAAAAUAUUAUCUUUGUAUAGAAAUUGUAAAGAGAUACAUGUAUUUGUGAUUGCUGAAGUUGGGUCUCAGGUGGGACUCCCACCUUCUCCAGAUGUAGGAAUAGGUGAAGAGCCAAAUCUAGAUGAAAUUAAUGACAAUGAACCUAAUGGUGAAAAUGAUGACAAGGAUGCAAAUAGGCAUAAAGUUGAUGAUGUAAAUGGGGAUGAAUAUACAGGUGGGGGUGGUGAAAAUGAUGAAAGGGAUGCGAAUAGUCAUAAAGUUGAUGAUGUAAAUGGGGAUGAACAUAUGAGUGAGGGUGGUGAAAAUGAUGACAAUGUUUAUGGUUUCAGUUUUGAGGAUGAGGACUGGAUUGUUGAGGGUGAUGAUGUCCCAAAUGUUAGGUAUGAGUCUCAUGAUGAUACCAUCAACACACAAUUAAAUGAAAAUAGUGACGAUGGAUUUUCAGAUUAUCAAUCAAGGGAUGAAGGCUAUGUUAGUAGUACAGAUUUGAAGGAACUUGAGGCUGAAGUAGAUGAAAUACAUAUAAAGGGGUAA
Messenger RNA from Ilex paraguariensis (yerba mate), 666 nucleotides. The record is from the annotation of a GenBank genome assembly. Lineage: Eukaryota; Viridiplantae; Streptophyta; Magnoliopsida; Aquifoliales; Aquifoliaceae.